AUGCAAGACCAAUAUCAUCAUUAUAUUCCAAGGUUUCUUCUUCGUAAUUUUGCUGUUAAUAAUUAUGAGAGGAUAUUUGUGGAUAAUGAAAGAUUAUUCAAACAGAAAAAACAUAAACGGAACUUUAGGAAUAGAAAUAAUAAAGACGCACUUCUUCAAACUUAUGAUAGAAAUCUCAGUCAACUGGGCUUCUCUUUAAUCGCAAAAACCUAUGGAUAUGCAAAUAUGUACAAAGAUAUUGACCAUGAAGACGCGAUGAAUGUGGAAAAAAAAUUGUCAAAACUUGAAGAGCAAGCAUCGAAAGUGAUCAGAGAUAUUAUUAAGACUUCUCAAGUGGAAAGUCAGAUUGUUUUGCUCAGAAAAGAUCUCGGGAAUCUUCGCAAGUUUCUCUUCAUAAUGAACUAUCGAAACCGCUCUCGUUGGUCUCAAUUUGCCGAAAAUAGGUUUGACAACCUUACUUGGUCGAUGGUUGAAAACUUCAUGCAACAACAAAAAUUAAAAAUUGCUCAAGAAGUUUGGUUACAGAAUAUUCGUGAAAUACUAGAAACUCCACAUGAAGACGUUCAAAACAACUUGCAAAUAUUUUCAUUGGAUAGGACAGAUUAUCAACUGCGCAUGGUUGAUUGUUUUCUCGUAAUUUGGCAAGCUGGUGAAAAUGACGAGUUUAUUAUUACCAGCAAUGGUUUUGGAAUCUUCGAAGGGGUGAAUGGAUCCGUGAUGUUAAGUCAAUUUCAAUUUGCAUACCAUUGGUUCUACGUCAUCUCUCCAAAGCUAGCGUUAGUCCUUUGUCAUUCUUCAUUCCGAAAAGAAAUUGGACCUGAUCUUUUGCAAAAACAAUUCGGUUUUACCCGUUCGAUAUUCGAAUACGUUCCUCAUCCACCGGCAAUUCCAAAAUAUGUAGCAACUCCGAAAGAAGUACCAAUUAAUGAAUAUGGCCGUAGCAAUGACACAAAUCCAUUUACGGCAUUUGACUCGCAUUUAAAAAGCAUAGGUCUCGAAAAACGGGUGGAUGACACAUUUACCUUUAACUUUGUCAAAGUCUCGUCGGCUACCGUUCAUCUUGUAAACUCUUUCUUGCUUAACGAGACUAAAGAAGACCUAGUUCUAACUUUCCUUUCCCAUUCGUACCUCUAUAAGACAAUUACCAAGUACUAUAAACACCACAAGGAACUUGGUGUUGUAGACCAGGACUUCUCGGUUUUAAAAAGGAAAUUAUUCAUGGUAUUAAAUCAAACUCACGAGGAAAACUUGAAUCUCAGAAGAAACAUCCCAGCAGAACGAUCUUGUAAUUGGAAUGUACGCGUAUUGACUUCAGAACUCUGA
Funneliformis geosporum is the source of this 1323-nucleotide messenger RNA. NCBI's taxonomy places the organism in Eukaryota, Fungi, Glomeromycota, Glomeromycetes, Glomerales, Glomeraceae. The record is from the annotation of a GenBank genome assembly.